Molecule: messenger RNA, 2242 nt
Organism: Fusarium redolens
Lineage: Eukaryota; Fungi; Ascomycota; Sordariomycetes; Hypocreales; Nectriaceae
Exons: 5
Coding region: 199-2115 (638 amino acids)
Source: RefSeq, a predicted model, not a curated record
AGUCAAUUAAUUGCUUUGAUGCCCCGCGGCACCUAGAACGCGUCUCCCCCACGCGUCAUAAGCAUAUCCAAACAUUACUCCAUCAACAUCACAUUUAAAAACAUCCAAGCGCAACAUCGCAACCGUAUUCGACCUACAUACCGAGCCUAGACAAGAUUUGAUGCACAAAGAAAAGUAUAGUCACAAUUUUGUUCCGCAAUGGCCACAGGCCAGCAGCGCCGCGCUGAUCGGCUGAAUGAGCGUCUACGAGGUGCCCAGCGUGCGAACAUUGAAGACGACUCCUUCAACCUCGACAUCGGCGGCCUUAACAUAGCUGGCUCGACUCCCGCCGCGCCUGCACCCGCACCUCCCAUAUCUUCAGCGCGCCGAACACCAAAUACUUCUGCUAAGAGAAGAAGAUUGGAAAACGAACAGCCGCCGUCUGGACAAGCGCAAGGAAGCGCACGAAGACGAUUGCCUCGAUCGAGAGACCCUUACGAUUUGCCAGAAGAAUCUAAGGAAUCUGGCGCGCAGGAUACGACAGGUGAAUCGAGAGAGGAGGAAGAGCCGAGUCUUGAUGUUGUAGAGGAGCCAGAACCUGAAGCGGAGGACGAGGUCGAAGCGGAACCACAGCCAGAAUCAGAAUUACCGAGUCCAGAAGUCGAAGCGCCAGACGAGAACGAAGCUGAAGUUGAGUUACCGACUCUACCGACCGAUGAUGCUUCCGGACAACCAACGGAACGACGGCCGAGUCGCAGAUCACUGGAAAAGAUUGCGCAAGAUGUUGCCAAUAAGCGACAGGAUGUGCGCAUGAGCGAGGCCCUAUCGUCAACGACACGAUUACACACAACGCUACUACAAGAGGAAGAUGCGCCGCCUUCUUCAUCCCCGCUGGUACGCAAGGUUCGACGGAGUGAGGGUCCCGCGAUAAUUCGGUCGAGAUUAUCUCAGAGAAGACCCUCGAGACUUGCUGAGCGAGAUGACGAUGAGGAUGAACUUUCGCCAAAUCGACCGGAUUACGCCCCUGCGGACGAUGAACGAUCGGAUGACGAGCGCACAGAAGAAGCAGAACCUGAAGAGGAGCAGACUGAAGAGGAGCCCGCGGCAGAGGAGGAGGCACAAGAGGAAGAAGAGGCAGUAGCGGAAGCUAUCGAUGCAGUCGAAGCGGCCAAAGCUAUUGGGAGAAAACGACCUCGAAGAAGUCUUCCAUCUCAAUCACCUGUCGCACAGCCCAAGGAACAAGCAGAGGAAGAAGAGCAAGAAGAACCAGCAGCGAAACGACGCCGCGGACGACCAUCGAGAAGCCCCGCGACACAGAAACAACCUGCUACCAGACCAAAAGUUGCCUCCAAAACAAAGUCACGGACACAAGAAAAACCACUUCCCAAGCAGGUCCGCAAAACGAAACAAGCCGCCAAAGAGCGCCGAGUCAGCGAUGGAUCAGCUAUCGAGGUCACAGUGCAGCGCUUUGUCAACGUCAAGAAGUUCAUCAAAGGCGACGAUGAAGAAGAUCAACUUGCGGCGGAUUUGCCUUUUACAACCACUGGGGUGACAGCAGUGGAUGUCUUUGCACAAGCAUGCUUGGAAGUCAUCGAUAGUACGGUAGCGAGGCUCUUCGAGACGCUGCAGAAUACCGAGGAGAAGGACAAGAAGAAAGAAUGUCGGAUCAAGAUACGGGCACUUGAGGCAUACAAGGAGGAGCUCACGUCUCGGUUAUUACAAUUGUCAAUUCACCUCAUGGAUUGGCAAUCACUACGGAGACGCGUUCGUCUGGUACAGCGGGAGAAGCUCUCCUUGCGAGAAGAAAUAUUGCGUCUCAAAGCAGAGAGGGAACAGGUCGCGCUCAAGAUGGAUGCUGUACGCAUCAAACACGAAGAAGACACCAAAGAGUCAAAAUAUCGGCUCGAUACCUCAGCUAUAAUGCAUGACAUAGACAUGGCAGUCGAACGGGGACGAGACGCCCCUGAACUCUCACGCGCCCAAGAGAAAAAGGCCGAUCUGGCCAACCUCGAGCUUCUCGUCGCACGCAUCACAGACGAAGCAAGCUCAUCGAGCUCCGCAGGCGGUAUGCUCCAACAAGUCAAGAUGUUCAACGCUUUUCUCGAGCGCGCAGCAAUUGCUCUAGAAACGAGAUGAAGUACCACGAAAUGAAAUGUCCUUUAACUUCUCAAUUGGGAUUCGUCAUAAGUACUUUUAGUUGAUCUUGGCCUUGCUAAAGUCCAUCUCAGGAUGCUGCUCCUGGAACUUCUUGAGGAUAUCCGCC